This is a messenger RNA of Trichoderma atroviride IMI 206040, 1142 nucleotides long. Lineage: Eukaryota; Fungi; Ascomycota; Sordariomycetes; Hypocreales; Hypocreaceae. The record is from RefSeq and is a predicted model, not a curated record.
GCACACAAUAUAUAUAACAAUCCAACUCUUCUCUUCAUCACAGCCAUGUCCCUCUCCUCCAAAGUCAUCCUCGUCACCGGCUCCGCCAGCGGUCUCGGCCGCUGCAUCGCCGAAACCCUCCUCGGCCGCGGCGCCUCCGUCACCAUCAGCGACAUCAACCCGGACCGCCUCGCCGCAACGCUAUCCGAGCUCUCGGCAACCUUUUCCCCCGACCGCCUGCUGGCAGUGCAAGUCGACGUCACAGACGAGAAAUCCGUCCAGUCGCUCGUCGAGCAGACCGUCCAGCGCUUCCACCACAUUGACGUCGUCGUCAACAACGCGGGCAUCAUGGACAAGUUUGCGCCUGUGGGUGAUUGCGACACGGGCAUGUGGGAGUCUAUCCUGAAUGUGAACCUCACGGGGGCGUACUAUGUCACCAAGCACGCCGUGCCACAUCUGCUGGCUCGCGCCGAGGAGCGUGGUGGCGGCGAGCAGGGCAGCCUCGUCAUCAACAUUGGCUCCACGGCGUCCUUCUCGGGCCUCACUGCCGGAGUGGCAUACACCGUUUCCAAGCACGGCCUCGUGGCCAUGACGAAGCACACGGCGGGCUACUACGGCCCCAAGGGCGUCUAUUCCGUGGCGCUGCAGCCCGGCGGCAUGAGCGAGACGAGAAUCACCGAUGCCUUUGCGCAGGGUAUGCACAAGGAGGGACUAAUGGCCAUCCAGGGGGCGCAUCCUAAGACGAUUAAUGUGCCCAUCAGCCAUGUGGCCAGAUACGCGGCGUUUCUGAGCGAGGACGGCAUUGGCCAGAGUUCGAAUGGAGGCUGCGUUACAAUCACUGGCAACUGGCCUGAAGCGUAAGUGGCAAAGAGAUGUACUGAGGGAAAGAUGUAAGAUAAAGAAAAGGGCACACGAUAAACCAGCUAGCAUAGACAACUUGUUUGACAACUUGUUAUCCAAAAUGAUAACGAAAAUACCUUUCAUUCAUAUUCUGUUCAUACACAUUAAAGCGCGAGCCCAAAAGUAAGAGUGCGCGAUACCUAUUAAUAAAUCCAGCACGCGGUGUCCGUGAUCUAUCGCCUCUAUCACAUCGUCGUUUCUACAAGAACGCUUCCCACUUUCGGUUGAUCUGCUUCCUCCGAACCUAGGCGCCAAAAUCACCA